UAUAUUGUCCGGUGAUCGGAAAACGGUUUUUGUGCACCUCGAAGUGUUCGUUGUUUUUUGCUUUUUAUCUCUUUGUUCUGGCUUUAUCGUCUCAUAAACCAACCUGUCUGUUUCGUCUAACGCUAAUUUCGUUGCGUGUGCUGUGUCACUUGUUAUAUGUCGACGACGCUACGACAACCUAGGACGACCGAUCUUCGUCUUCUCGCGCGUACCUGCAACAAUGUCAAGUAUGUCGACGCUGAUUUGGUGAUGGCAGAACGCAGAGGAUGUCACGCCGCAAGCAGAGCAACCCAAAACCAUUGAAACGGGAGGAUGAGGAAUGGAGCGACUCGGAGAAGACGCCUUCGGUGAGCAGCGGAGUGGAGGGCGGUGGAUCGGCAGUUUCCAGCCCGAUCGCGCCGGUCGUCGAGGAAGAAUCGAGUUUGCCGCCACCGCCGAGACUGAAUCCCCCUUCCUCGUCCGUUGCGAUCGCGAAUUCGACCGCUGAGGAUAUCAGAUUGAGGCUCAGCGUGCUCUCCGAAGACGCUCGGAAACGACUGGCUAGUCUUACCGAAGAUAUCGAGGUUGCGAGAAGCUUGAGAGACAGACAUGUCAACCCGAGACCCAAUCAGACGCGAGAAUCGAGUCCGAAGGACACGGACGAGGAAUCUGUCAUGGCCGUGGUUAAGGAGGAAGACUGUCAGCCGAGGUCGUCGUCCUCUUCGUCAUCCUCGACCAGAAGACGGGAAUCCAUGUGCAGGAGAGACUCGGAGGACUCCUCGAGGCGGUCGAACACGGACAAUCCACCGUCCGAGAAGAAGCUGAAACUCGACGACGAAGCUGCACCAAGACUGAGACUCAAUGCUAGUCUGGCGACGGAUCCUGCACUCCGCCCCGCCGCCGUAGCCGCACUUACCGUCAAGCCGGAAAAUACCUCGCCACCGAAUCCUGUGCCACCUUUGCCGGCUGGACUUCAGAAUGCGAUCGCGUCAGGUAGGCUGUUCGUGCUGCCAACCGAUGGCAAGGAGACCAUCACCGUAGAGCCUGCCAGGCCGGCGCCACUGUUCUGCCCUCCGUGCGGCAUCCGCUUCAGCUCAGCGAGCACACUCGAGGCCCAUCGCACCUUCUACUGCGCCCAUCGUCCCCGGCUGGAAGAGGACACCACCAACGAAGAGGACGAGGAGAAGACGAACAAGUUCGAGGUGAGGAAGGCCUACGCCUGUCCUCACUGCUCGUACAGUGCGGACAAGAAGGUGUCGUUGAACAGACACAUGAGGAUGCACGCCGCGUCCCCGGCACCACCCACGAUACCAACCGCGCCAGCCAUAGCUACCACCCCAGGCAGUGGCGCGGCUACAGCCUCGAAUGGAUCUCUGAACGAGGAGGCAGAGAGAUACUGCAGAAACUGCGACAUCCGAUUCAGCUCUCUGAAGACGUAUAGAGCGCACAAAACGCACUAUUGCAGCACCAGGCACGUGGUGAAGGAUACGCCACCGGCGGCUACCGUAGCCUCUUCGUCGGUGAAAGCUUCACCGCCGACGAGCGCGAGUCCUGGAGAGUCGCCACCUCCUCAGCCUUGCUUGGCGCUGCCCACCAACCCGAUCUUGAUCGUCCCGUACUCUUUGUUCCGCGGAGCCAGCGUCCUGGCGGCGCCGACUUUGCCUGCCCCUGACACUGCGUGCUUCCUACUACCGAAUGGUCAUCUUCAACCGAUGACGAGAGGUCUCACCACGACACCGCAGAAUACCGUGGUCGAGCCUCCGCCGGUUCUUCGAGCAGCGAACAAACCAACGACGCCAGCGUCCAUCGUGGCAUCGUCCACGUCGCCAUCUGGUUCAGCGCCGCUAGACUUGAGCAUAAGAAAGUCACCAGCUCAUCAGGACGAGAAAGAGAACAGGGUGUCGCCGGCUCCCUCUUCCCUACCUCCACCACCUGGUAGUCCGAGAUCCAGAGGAAGCGGAAGUCCCAGGGCAAGGUCCAUUGGCUCCGCUCCCACGGCAGCCGGAACCGUUGCACCUCCACCGCCGACGGAAUUAGCUCUAAGACUGGCCGAACUUCCGCCACCGCCUGUUCCUGGCGUCCUCGUGAAGCAGGGUGUCUCGAGAUGCAAAGAAUGCAACAUCGUAUUCUGCCGACACGAAAACUUCGUCGCACAUAAGAAACAUUAUUGCCAAGCAAGAGAAACGACCGUCAGCAACAGUCCUCCGCCACCUGGUACACCCUCGCCUCCUCUGGUUCAGUUAAUCUGCGCUGCGUGCGGUAUCAAGUUCGCCUCCAUGGAUAAUCUGGCAGCUCAUCAAGCGUUUUACUGUCCCAAAAGGCCGGAACCUCAGGAACAUCAUUCGCGAUGCUCGAAAUGCAAAACUAUAAUCGAACCUGGAGGCACACAUACCUGUACCAGCGGGCCGACCGGGGGUUGGAGAUGCCCUGUCUGCGGUGCAGUUAGUCCGACAGCUGGAGCAGCUCAACGUCACAUGGAUGCGCAUCAGGGCGUCAAGGCUUUCCGGUGUACGAUCUGUCGUUACAAAGGAAAUACGUUGCGUGGCAUGAGAACGCAUAUCAAAAUGCAUUUUGAGAAACGCGGGACCGAUCUGCAGGAAGAAAAUUACAUAACGUGCGUACUUGAUGACGAAACGGUUCUGCCUACCCCAGAACCUGCUCCAGCUACCACUCCCGAAGAAAUCCCGGGUGAGGUGCAAGUAAACGGAAAGACCGAAGUUCGAAAAAGUCCGCAGCCACCGCCACCCCCGCCUCCGCCAUCACCGACGGUGGCCAACAAGGUAAAGCAAGAACGCGAGGAUACACCACCUCCCGAGGAAAGUUUGGAUCCGAACAAGAGCGGUCCGCGUUACUGCAGGUCAUGCGACAUCAGCUUCAAUUAUUUGAGCACGUUCAUAGCUCACAAGAAAUUCUAUUGUUCGAGUCAUGCCGGCGAGGCAAGCAACAACAACAACAAUAAUAAUAAUAACAAUUCGACAAGCCAUGCGACAACGCCUCCAAGCAGCCGAACCGAGGCGUCGGUACUUUAAAAAGACUCUCAGAACAAGACAACUGAUGGGACUGUUAAUUGUUGCCAGUUUAUAUAUAAUAUAAUUGCCGACUAUCCGAUUUAGUUGACUACCGUUGUGUGAUUUCUGUUGAUCCAGGGAAUUGUUUGUACUUAUAAAUUGAGUUAUCCGACAUGUACAUACGCGAUGCGUGAACGGACAUAAAGGAGGAACUGCGUUAAACAUAAAGAAUGUUAGUAGCAGUAAGAGAAGGUUAGACGAUCGUGACGACGUUUGAUAGUUCGCUUUGGAUCAAUUGGACGGAAAUAAAGAUUGGGUAUUAGAAGAGAAAGUCACGUGAAAUAUACCAAAGUGAAACUGUCAAAUGGUAAUAUAGACCCAUGUAUGAAAGGGAUCGUAGUUGCAGCUAAAUUCAUGGUGCAGCUGAUCUCAUGCGCCACGAUCGACUGAUACAAAAGGUGUGCAAUCUCAUGACUCUCCAAUAAUCUCGUAGUUGUAACUGAUAAUCGACACAUACCUAAGGAAUUACGGAAAAGUAAUGAUGAGUGUAAAAUGUUGUACAGUAGCCGAGUAGAGUAUUACGGUACGAUAUAGUAAUAAUCUUGAAUGAUACCAAUUCCCAGCUUGUGAAAACGCUAAGUUGCAAUAUGACACUUAAUAUAUUAUAUAUAAAUAAAUAUAGAUAUAAAUAAAUGAUGUCAUUGUCCAUAAGUCGCGCUCAUAUUCUCGACGAGUAAGUACGUUGAUAACUGUAUCCAGACUGCCAUAAGAAAGAAAGAUCGGAGUCGUUUCCUAUCGCUUUGCCAACAGUCUCGUGUGUAUAAUAGCGAGAAAUUAAAAAUAAAUCAAUGGCCCCUAGUAUUUCUCUUCGAAUUCCGGAUACGGUGUAAUUGGAUCCUUACCAACGCAUUUGCUUCGUUAUAUUGCAAUCAAAAAAAAAAAAGCAUCGCCUGUACUUGUAUACAAGUAACGGAAUCGUUGCGAGCGCGUAAAUGUAAAAAUUAGAAUUAAGGCCAGUGUUACACGUAUACGCAGCGUAAUAUUCAUAUCACAUAACGAGUUCGUUAAAGGCAUGGAUUUCUUCGCGUGUGAACGUCCGACGAUGAGAGAGAAAGAAUGAGUGAGUAAAUGAUUGAGAAAGAGAGAGAGAGAGAGAGAGAGAGAGAGAGAGAGAGAGAGAGAGUGCGAGAAAGAAAGAAAUACGCGAAUGUUGUAAUCCAAACGUUGUCCGAUAUGGAACGAUACGACAACGUUUUCGAAAAAUCACACUUAUAUAAAAAUUGUUUUCGUAUUUUGGCGAGUAGUAUAGUCAGAUAAAACGCGAAUGUUCGCAGAUACUUUUAUAAAAGUAAUUGUUAUGUUAUUUACAGGCCUCCUGCUAAUUGCUGUCUAAAGGAAAGCAAGAUUCACGAUAUUCCAUUACAAAAUAAAUACGAAAGAUUUGAUAACACAUCACG
Eufriesea mexicana is the source of this 4444-nucleotide messenger RNA. RefSeq names its product Zinc finger protein ush (gene ush). The coding region runs from base 267 to 3008 and encodes 913 amino acids. The record is from RefSeq and is a predicted model, not a curated record. Gene Ontology annotation, biological process: negative regulation of transcription by RNA polymerase II; cell differentiation; positive regulation of transcription by RNA polymerase II. Gene Ontology annotation, molecular function: RNA polymerase II-specific DNA-binding transcription factor binding. NCBI's taxonomy places the organism in Eukaryota, Metazoa, Arthropoda, Insecta, Hymenoptera, Apidae. The transcript is spliced from 8 exons. Gene Ontology annotation, cellular component: nucleus.